Messenger RNA from Penicillium antarcticum, 426 nucleotides. RefSeq lists its product as uncharacterized. The record is from RefSeq and is a predicted model, not a curated record. Bases 1 to 426 code for a protein of 141 amino acids. The transcript has 2 exons. Lineage: Eukaryota; Fungi; Ascomycota; Eurotiomycetes; Eurotiales; Aspergillaceae.
AUGGCCUACAAUUGGGAUGGUGCUCUCACACCCAGCAAAGCCAAUGAUUGGGGUCUUAGGGAGAUGCCUUGUUGGCCGAGUUUCAUUGCGCCUGACGGCCCUGGCUUUCCUUUGUUGACCAACGACAUGUGUAUCUUGCGAGCUACUCAGAUUCGACGACGCAACGAACUCGAAGAUGAUGAGAUCAUUCAGAUAAUCGAGGAUGGCUUUGCAGUCAGCGGCGAGAACACCACACGUCGUCUGACUGAAGAUGAAAUCAGCGACAAUGUUGAACUCAUUCACUGCCAGGACUCAACCUGCGAGGAAGAGAUUGAGGCCCUGGUGAUGAGGACAACGAAUAUAUCUUCAUUCCUGGUAUUGAUCCACCUUUGCCUACUCAGUUUGUACCUCACCGGCCCGCAUCUAACACGGAUGCCAAGCCAAUAG